GCCAGCGGGUGGUGCUCUGCUCGACACACACACACACACACACACUCACACUCACACUCACACUCACACUCACACUCACACUCACACUCACACUCACACUCACUCUCUCUCUCUCUCUCUCUCUCUCUCUCUCUCUCUCUCUCUCUCUCUCUCUCUCUCUCUCUCUCUCUCUCUCUCUCUCUCUCGGCACCCAACUGUACAGAGCGAGACAGAAGCAGAGAGAAACAGCAGGACUUGUGUGUUUUUAACGUUUUGCGUUUAACCGUCCACACUUGGAAUCGGGUGCGUCGGGCCUCUGGGUUGCGUGCGUAAUAUCGGCAGUGCGGGUUCCCCUAAUCCUGAAUUUGCGACUCAUCCUCGGUGGAAUGAUGGAUAACUUAUUGAUGCUUAACCUGGGACUUUUAUUCCUCAUUAUCGCUACGCCGUUUUCGUCAAUCGCCACCUCGUCCAGUGAGGACGCGCCUCGGAGGAGGGAGAUGGUCACCGCCACUCUGAGCGCCUUCCCGAAGACCCUGAGCGACCCCGCCAAGGGCCUAGGGGACGCCGGGUGCCCGGGUCCCACCUCCUCGGGUCCCACACUGGACCGGUCCUCUGCGGGUCCCCGCAGACGCGCCAAGAGGUGUACCUGCUACUCGUACAAGGACAAGGAGUGCGUUUAUUACUGCCACUUGGACAUCAUUUGGAUCAACACGCCAGAACGCCUGGUGCCGUACGGCAUGUCAGGCUCCCAGGGGCCACGGCGGCUGGGGCGGUCCGCCCCCACCGAGGGGGGGCGGUCAGCCCGCACCGAGGGGGGGCGGCGGGGCGCGGAGCCGCAGCCGCAGCGCUGUGCGUGUGCGCUGGAGAGCGACGGCGUGUGCGGACGAUUCUGCGUGAUCCGGUAGGAACACAGGAACCGCCCGGGGCGACAAAGAAC
This is a messenger RNA of Gadus macrocephalus (Pacific cod), 916 nucleotides long. Its product is annotated as endothelin-3. Bases 366 to 884 code for a protein of 172 amino acids. The transcript has 3 exons. Gene Ontology annotation, molecular function: endothelin B receptor binding; hormone activity. The record is from RefSeq and is a predicted model, not a curated record. Gene Ontology annotation, cellular component: extracellular region. Gene Ontology annotation, biological process: regulation of systemic arterial blood pressure by endothelin; intracellular calcium ion homeostasis; regulation of vasoconstriction. Lineage: Eukaryota; Metazoa; Chordata; Actinopteri; Gadiformes; Gadidae.